GUAUAUGUGUGGUCUCUUAUCCCUUCAUUUCAACUACUCCAUUCCAGGUAGAGAUUCCAUCUCUCUCCACGAAAGUUGUGUGUCCCAUAUACAUAGAGAGAGAGAGAGAGAGAGAGAGAGAGAGAGAAAGAGAGAGAGAGGUCAAAUUUUAUUAAAACACUAGCAUUAAUCUUCCUCCAAAACCAAUCCUUGUUUUAAGAACCCAUCAACACCAUCCACUUUCAUGGCUGCACAGUCGAACUCAGACUCGUCACCUAAUCUUAGAAUUAUUGUCCAAAAUAACCCCUCACAAUCCCAACUCUCUGAACUCGGUAUCAAAUCUUGGCCCAAAUGGGGUUGCUCGCCAGGGAAGUACCAACUGAAAUUCGACGCAGAGGAGACUUGUUAUCUUCUUAAAGGGAAAGUUAAAGUCUACCCAAAAGGGUCAUCGGCGGCGUCGGAGGUCGUGGAGUUUGGCGCCGGUGAUCUCGUCAUAAUCCCGAAAGGACUCAGUUGCACGUGGGAUGUGUCCGUAGCCGUUGAUAAACACUACAAAUUUGAUUCCUCAUCAUCGUCAUCAUAAGAUCUACUUGUAUGUUUUUGAUUUUUUUGUUUUGAGUUCUAGGAGUGUGAUGUUUAUAAUUUUAUUUUAUUUUGGGUUUAGGGUUUGGUUUAGAAGGUAGUAGUGAAUUGUGUUUGUCAUAGAAAGGGAAAACAAUUUGUCAAUGCAUGUCCUAUUCAAUACUUCAAACUAAUCUACUUUUUUAUGUCUUUUUGUAUUAAAACUAAAAUGAGUUUUUCUUUUUAA
Camellia sinensis is the source of this 787-nucleotide messenger RNA. Lineage: Eukaryota; Viridiplantae; Streptophyta; Magnoliopsida; Ericales; Theaceae. The record is from RefSeq and is a predicted model, not a curated record.